Molecule: messenger RNA, 2769 nt
Organism: Penaeus chinensis
Lineage: Eukaryota; Metazoa; Arthropoda; Malacostraca; Decapoda; Penaeidae
Product: CAAX prenyl protease 1 homolog
Exons: 7
Coding region: 150-1541 (463 amino acids)
Biological process (GO): CAAX-box protein processing
Cellular component (GO): endoplasmic reticulum membrane
Molecular function (GO): metalloendopeptidase activity
Source: RefSeq, a predicted model, not a curated record
CGUAGUCCUUCCCGAGCCGCAGUGUUUACAUACGUCGCUAAGGAAGGAGUCGGUGCCGCUUCUUCCGGAGAACAGAGACAAAGAGUCAAAAAGAAAGAAUAAACAAAGAAGAAGAAGGUGCCGCUUCGUGACGGUUCUCGCGGCGAAGCAUGAUCUCCCUGGCCAUUCCCGAGCUGGGGUCGUGGGAGGGCAAGAUCUUCGUGGGGAUCCUGGGCUUCUCGUGGGCCACCUACGUGUGGGAGGAAUACCUGGCGUACAGGCAGCGCCGCGUAUACAAAGAAAAUGUCAUUCCACCAAAAGAACUGAAGAACAUCAUGCAGAGAGAGACAUACGAUAAGGCAAGAGCAUACAGCUUGGACAAAAGCGAGUUUGGCUUUGUGGCAGGAGCUUUCAACCAGAUCGUGAGUACAGGCAUCAUGGUGUAUGGAGGGUUUCCUGCACUGUGGGCAGCAUCUGGCCAGUUUAUUCAGUGGCUUGGCUUCAGUCCUGAGGCUGAAAUCCCACAGACUGUGGCUUUUGUGUGCAUUGGUUCACUGCUGAACAGCAUCAUUUCCCUUCCCUGGUCUGCAUAUUACACUUUCAAAGUAGAACAGAAGCACGGUUUCAACAAACAGACUCCUGGAUUUUUCAUAAAGGAUAAACUCAAGAAAUUUGUUGUUUCCCAAGUGAUUGCCUCACCAGUUGUUGCUGGUCUUGUAUAUAUUAUUAAGGCUGGUGGAGAUUACUUCUUUGUCUACCUUUGGGGAUUCACAAUGGUUGUUGUGAUGUUCUUCAUGACAGUCUACCCUGACUACAUUGCGCCACUCUUUGACAAGUAUGAACCUCUGCCAGAGGGGGAGCUUAAGUCAAGGAUAGAACAGCUUGCAGCACAGAUUGAAUUCCCCCUCACAAAGUUAUAUGUUGUUGAAGGUUCUAAGAGAUCAGCCCACAGCAAUGCUUACUUCUACGGCUUCUUCAAGAAUAAGCGCAUUGUCUUAUAUGACACAUUGCUAGAAGAGUACACACCGCUGAAUGAAAAGGAGGGUGAGGAAGAAGAAAAAGAAGAGAAAGAAGCUGAAAACAAGGAAAAGAAAAAGACUGGUUGUAACACAGAUGAGGUGCUUGCUGUAUUGGGCCACGAGUUGGGUCACUGGAAACUCAACCAUGUAUUGAAGGGGAUCAUUAUUUCUCAGGUUAAUUUGCUACUGGUCUUCUCUGUGUUUGGAUCCAUGUACAAAUAUUCACCUUUGUACAAUGCCUUUGGGUUUCACAAUAGUCAGCCUGCUUUCAUUGGUCUCAUCAUUGUGAUGCAGUUCGUCUUUGCUCCAUACAAUGAGAUUUUACAGUUCCUGCUGACCAUGUUUAGCAGACACAACGAGUUCCAGGCUGAUGCCUUUGCCAAGGAGCUGAACCAUGCCACCAACCUGAUAUCAGCACUCAUCAAGCUGAACGAAGACAACCUUGGCUUCCCAGUGUAUGACCCCCUGUACUCAGCCUGGCACCUCUCUCACCCUCCAAUUCUUGAGAGGAUUCGGGCAUUGGAGGAAAAGAAGAAAGACUAAGCUUUCUUUUGCAUAGGUUGUAUUUUAAUUUUGAUGAAUGUAGUUUUUUUUCUUUCUUUCUUUCUUUCUUUCUUUCUUUCUUUCUUUCUCUCUCUUGUAAGAGAAUACAGUGGGUCUAUUUUUUCUAAUUGUAGCAUAAUAGUAAUUUGAUAUUCCUUUUAUAAAUAUAAGUGAAACUCAUAUGCACAAUGUUUGUUAUCACUUUUAAUGGCAAUGGUGUUUUGAAAGGAGACAAUAGGUAUGACAUGCAUUGUGAGCAUAGGAUAUUGGUUGUCUUGUUUUUUGUGAUAAUUUAUUUUUCAUAUUUACAUUCAAGUUUUUAAUUUCUUAAUAUAAGUUAUCUUCCAUGUACUUCUUUCAGGUAAGUUAUUGAAUGUGUUGAUGUAAAUUCAGAUAUUAAAUAAUUACGGAAGGGCCCUACUAUAUAUUUUAUAUGGUUUGAUGCUACAUAAUAGGAACUUAAUAAAAGAAAAUAUUUAAGGACAUUUCAGUUUAUUUGAAAUGUGAUUAUUGUCAAGAGGUGUAUUACUAUGGAAAUUAUUACCAUUAUUAUUGAUUUGUGUUUCAAAGUCGUAUGUGAAGAUGCUCAGACGAAUGUAAAAAAAAUACUUUUUACAUUUACAUGUUUAAACCACAAAUGUCUUUGAUGCUACCCCAAAUUCCAAACCACUAAGAUUAAUUUCAUACCAUUUCUGGAUGUUUUGAAGUCUGGUGAAAAAAUAUGGUCGAAUCAAAUUUUUAAGGGGAUAUUUCAGUUGUGUACAUCAGUUAUGUAGUGAGGAGAGGUAUUUGGCACCAGCACUCUCCCAUUAGGACUUGUAAUGAUUAAAGGCUAAAUUGAAAGAGUUAUUGAUUAUUUAUCAUGAAAAAUCUCAAGUAUUUUCAGCACCUGUCUAACAAAUCUAGUGGAAAUCUUUAUAUAAAGGCUUAACAUAAAGAAAAAUAAUACCCCUCACUGGGCAUUAAAACUCUUUACAUUACUAGUGGUGUACACUUUCACAAUCAUUGAUAAUAAGGGCUUAUAUAUUGUAUUGUUUUGAGGAAUUGUAAUACCAAGGUAGGACUUGUCAUUUUUUCUUACUGUGGGACUUUGCAGUUCCUUUAUUACACAUUCACUUUACAAAGAUGGAUAUAUAUUACAAAGAUGGAUUUAUAUUGUGUAUACAAAUGGACAUGGAUGUAAACAUCUUGUAUUACAGGAAAUAUGAAAUUGAAUCUAUUUCUCUUU